AUGUCGCAAGAGGGUGGUGAACCCAAGAAGAAAGAAAGUGUUUCUAUCCCAAAGGAAGGCAGCGAUGCUGGCCAACCUGUGCAGUCCCUUGCAAAAGCCUCCAAGAAUGACCCAAAACCGAAUUCGCCAGCAUCGCCUCCAAAGCAACCACUUAAGGAAUCUGUGACCGCGAAAUCCGCAAUGCCGUUGCCGGGGCAAAUGACUGCAGGUACAAAAACAGAAAAGCCCAACGAAUCACCGGAGAAAAAUGUUCAGUCGGAGACGACCAAUGAGAAAGCUGCAGUGCCAACAGGAAAGAAAAUUCAGAUGGACGGCAAGCGAGUAGAAAAUGUUAAGAAUGCGUUGGCGGAUGCGGAUUGGGGUUGGAGAAUCAAAUCCAAAGGCGGGACAAAGUAUGAGACCCGUAAGGUAAGCGGAAGCAAGUCGGAGGCUGCAUCAAAAAGCACUCAGGCUGACCUGGACUAUGGACCCUAUUCUAGGCGCUAUCGUGAUUCCUGGAAUCCGGAGUACGAGUGGGGAUACUACGGCGCCUAUGGAGAAUGGCGUCCGGAAGAAGAGUGGCCCUACUAUGCCCCGUAUGGCAUGGAACCAUCGGCACCCUACUAUCCCUUCCCAUCUGAGCCUCCGUGCCGUUCGCGCCGCCGUCCGCCGUUUCCUUCUCCGAGCUGUCCCAUACAUGGGUAUAUGAGGCAGCGUCCUGCCCCACAGCGGAGCCAGGGAACCAUUAUUUCCAUUCCAAUUCCAAUCUCAAUCCCGAUGCCGAUGCCUUCAGGCUCAAGUAGUGGGCCAGUGGUCAUCAAUCCGCCCCCUCCACUACCACCACCACAACUUCCACCCCCUGCGCAGCCAGAGAGGAGGACGACGCCUCUACAGGACAUGACCUCGUUCAUGAUGGCCAUGAUGCUUAAGGACAGUAUGAAGCGAAGCACUGGAGACCUGUUCCCGUCUCAGGACUCACAGGCUCAGCGCGGACAACCUGUGACAGCGACAUCAGAUUAUGACGGCCAUCGGGCGCCUUCAGAGCCCGCCGACAAUCAACUUUCCUUCAUGCAUCAACAGUCACCUCUUUCACCCGAGCCAUCUAAAUAUACCGGAGCUAUCGCCGAGGGUGAGCCGGUGAUGCAAGGUAUUAUCCAAGAAAUUGCGACAAACCAUGGCAAGAAAAAAGAAAAGAAGAAGCACAAUGCGGAGAAGGAUGACAAGAAACCUGCCGAGUCCGCCGAGAACAAGGCGACGAAAGAGGAGCGAGCUCGUCAGCACAAGGCAGUGAGCAAACAGGGUGCCGACGAGGUUAUUUCCCUGGGGUCUUCGGACUCAUCCCUUGGCAAUAAAUCGCCCAC
This is a messenger RNA of Dermacentor silvarum, 1340 nucleotides long. RefSeq names its product serine/arginine repetitive matrix protein 1. NCBI's taxonomy places the organism in Eukaryota, Metazoa, Arthropoda, Arachnida, Ixodida, Ixodidae. The annotation marks the transcript as partial. The transcript is spliced from 5 exons. The record is from RefSeq and is a predicted model, not a curated record.